CGACCCCCGACUACCGACCACUCAGUCUAAACAUUUCCCAUCUUUUUUUCUCGCACUACACUGAAAAAGAACCCUAGCAGGCUUUCAGCACUCCGGUGAAGGCUUCAACUCCCGCGGUUUCUGUUCAUACCUCUUCUCAUUUCCUGAAAUCAACACCGGAAUUGAUUCUGACUUCUUGAGUGGGUUUUUUCCGUGGAUUCCGGCGACUAAUCUUCUCCAAUUUCCGGUUACAAGUUUAAAAUGAGCUUUCCUGCAAUUUCUACCAUGAAAUUGUAUAGCGUCAAAUAUUAUGCAGUUUCUUAGUAUCGUUGCAGUAGUUGAAGUUGGUUGAAGCCAUGCCUGCUAUAAAGAAGAAUGACUGCAGCAGUGAGGGGCAUAUAUUCAACAAUUUACUGAGGGAGAUUGGUGGAAGCCCUGUUGAGUUUCAACUCCCAGACUGGUUGAAGAAGCGGAAGCCUACACCACUCUACACUUAUAUAAAGCGCAAUAUAUAUCUCACAAAAAAGGUCAAAAGGCGCCUCGAGGAUGAUGGCAUAUUCUGUUCCUGCAGCCCAUCAUCAGGUUCUUCUGGUGUGUGUGGUAGAGAUUGCCACUGUGGGAUGCUACUGUCUUGCUGCUCUUCAAGCUGUAAUUGUGGGAGUUCAUGUCUGAAUAAAUCGUUUCAGCACCGGCCUGUAAAGAAGGUGAAAUUAGUGAAGACAGAGAAAUGUGGAUCAGGUUUGGUAGCAGAUGAAGACAUAAAGCAAGGAGAGUUUGUAAUAGAGUAUGUGGGAGAAGUUAUUGAUGAUAAAACUUGUGAGGAAAGGCUCUGGAAGAUGAAGCAUUGUGGUGAAACCAAUUUCUACUUAUGUGAAAUUAAUCGUGAUAUGGUGAUUGAUGCUACAUACAAGGGAAACAGGUCUAGAUUUAUAAACCACAGUUGUAAGCCGAAUACUGAGAUGCAGAAAUGGAGAACUGAAGGCGAGACCAGAAUUGGCAUAUUUGCGACCCGUGACAUCAAAAAGGGAGAGCAUCUGACCUAUGAUUAUCAGUUUGUUCAAUUUGGUGCAGAUCAGGAUUGCCAUUGUGGUGCCUUAGGCUGUAGGAAGAAGCUUGGGGUCAAACCUAGCAAGCCUAAGUUGUCUUCCUCAGAUGCUGCAUUAAAAGUAGUUGCCUGUGAGAUGGCAGCAUCCUCUCCUAAAGUCAAAGCAAUUCUGUCUGGAAAAUAUCUUGGUGCGAAAGUUGGACUAACUUACAAAAUCAUUGCUUGGAUAGGAUUUCCCAAAUGGAGGUCUGCAUGUAGCUCACGAGAUGGCCCUAACCAAGAAGCGUGUUUCCAUAAUUGUAUUGGUGAAGUUGUUCGAAUAAUACGACCCAUGGAUAAGAGGUGUUUUGGGAUCAUAAAACGGUUUGAUAAUAAUUCCAAGAAGCACACAAUUAUGUAUGAGGAUGGCCGUGUUGAAAUUGUUGACAUGUCAAAAGAAGAAUGGGAGAUCUGUAACCCUGUCAUGUAAUAAUGGGAUGUAUUAUUACCUGAGGUUGGCAUAAUAAGCUGUGAAUAUAUUUUGUCUUCAAGGGUAUAUAUUGGCUUUUGGUUAGAACGUAAUGUUCUGUUAGACAUCUCUGAACUUGAUCAAAAUUGUAUCUCAAUGCUGGGUAGUUGGUCCUCAAGUGUGACGAAAUAUUUGUAAACGUAGGUUUUUCUUUCUUUUAUUUUAUUCUCUCCACAGCUAUACUUUUAUGUAAAAUAUUGUUUCUUCUAAUUCUUUUGUAGACUGAUACUUUUGACAAUUUUUGGUGUAUUAGACCAUAAAGAACAUUAGAUGUUACUACAGAAAAUGGUGCAAAUGGAAAAGAUGAGCACAAACUUUA
Telopea speciosissima is the source of this 1851-nucleotide messenger RNA. RefSeq names its product histone-lysine N-methyltransferase ASHH3. Gene Ontology annotation, cellular component: nucleus; chromatin. Gene Ontology annotation, molecular function: protein binding; histone H3K36 methyltransferase activity. Gene Ontology annotation, biological process: regulation of DNA-templated transcription. The record is from RefSeq and is a predicted model, not a curated record. NCBI's taxonomy places the organism in Eukaryota, Viridiplantae, Streptophyta, Magnoliopsida, Proteales, Proteaceae. The coding region runs from base 336 to 1493 and encodes 385 amino acids. The transcript has 16 exons.